AUGACAAAGCUCAUCUUUUUACUCGUCACACAAAUCGUCUUCCUCGUCGCCCCCCUUGUUUCUACCGGAGACGGUGGUGACUUCGCAAGAACCAUGAACCAAAAACAUCUCGGUCUCAAAAAGGAGAAACUCACCCAUCUCCGGUUCUAUUGGCAAGACUCCUUAAAAGGUCGAAACCCUAGCUCCGUCAUGAUCCAGCAGCCGGUCUCUAACACCUCCUUGUUCGGAUCGAUCACCAUGAUGGACGAUGCACUAACAUUGGACGUGUCGAGAAAUUCGACUGUGAUGGGCCAGGCCCAAGGGAUUUAUGCUGGAGCGGCCCAAGGACAGCUUAGCUUCUUGAUGUUGAUGAAUUUUGCUUUCAAGACCGGCAAGUACAAUGGGAGUACGAUCGCGGUUCUUGGUAGGAACACGGUGUUAUCCAAGGUUAGGGAAAUGCCAGUGGUCGGGGGAAGUGGAGUCUUCCGGUUCGCUAGAGGUUAUGUCCAGGCUCGGACCAUGUCGUUUGAUUUCAAGUCCGGUGAUGCCACAGUUGAGUACAACUGUUACGUCCUGCACUACUGA
This is a messenger RNA of Arabis nemorensis, 564 nucleotides long. The record is from the annotation of a GenBank genome assembly. NCBI's taxonomy places the organism in Eukaryota, Viridiplantae, Streptophyta, Magnoliopsida, Brassicales, Brassicaceae.